AGUAACUACUAUGGUUCUCUCGUUUCCUCCACAUUUGCAUAGCAAUUAUCCCAUCAUUUAAUCCUCGCGAGUCAUAAUUCUUCUGGUAUCCCGGCCAGCGCCUGGAGGGAGCUUCCUGCAUGCUAAAGGGCAUGCGACGGAAUCAUGUCGUCGCCGGCAGAUCCAUAGUCUCUUCGCUCUCAUCCUUCACGCCGACAAUCCCCUUUCAUCGUCGUCUCGUCAAUGCUAGAUGGAGUCUAAUUCGAAAAUUUACCGGCGAUGCCUCCUGUCAGGCAAAACAUGGCAUCAAUCGGCCGUCAUUCGUCAAGGAUCGGCUGAUUGCCGCCCAGCGAGCUGUAGGAGAUGAUGUCCCUGGUGAUGGGGUGGAUGCAGACUAUAAGAGCAUUAUCAGCCUAAGUCAAGGAAACAUUCCCCCGGGAGUGCUCGCUGCCAUCGGUCAUGCCUGGCAUUAUGUCGGGCGCAUGAUAGAAAUCGAGCAUAAGCCGUUACCGUCCGCGAAACUUCGACACGAUUCAUAUCCCGCCUCACCGAAUGUGUUGAACGCGUUUUGGCGGUCCCUGACGGUCGAUUUUACUCCACCCAAUUCCGAUCGGUAUAACCGGAGAGACCGGAUUGUCCGCGCCGCAAAGAAUGCCAUGUCGAAAAAGGUGUCCCCCGACUCCCCUGAAGCGCUGGAGCAGGUGAUCCGAUCCGAAUUCUAUAUAUGGUAUGCCGAGUCCCAAUACUCCGGCAUCGACUGGGAGUUGGUGACGAAGGCGGCAAACCUUCGAUAUCCCAACGAAUGGUUUGCAUGGGCGCGUCGCAUGCGGAGGAAAAUCGUUCUACACAUCGGACCGACGAAUUCGGGAAAAACCUACAACGCGUUGAAGAGGCUCGAGCAGGCGCAAUCGGGAAUCUACUGCGGUCCUCUGCGGCUCCUGGCCCACGAGGUGUAUACCCGGCUAAAUGCGCAAGGCACGAAAUGUGCCCUGUUAACCGGCGACGACAGAAGAUACCCGGACAACGACCAGUCCGUGUCCAAGGUGAGCUGCACGGUGGAGAUGGCGCCGAAAAAGGCCGUAGACGUCGUGGUUGUCGAUGAGAUCCAGAUGAUUGGGGACGACUAUCGGGGCGGUGGUUGGACAGACAUCAUUCUCGGUGCGGAUGCCAGGGAGUUGCAUUUAUGUGGUGAGGAGCGUGCACUGCCCAUCAUCCAGAAGCUGGCGGCGUUUACCGGUGACGAACUGGAGAUUCACCGAUACAAGCGACUGAGCCCUUUAAAAGUUGCGCCCAAGAGCCUCGAUGGAGACUUGAAGAAAUUGCGUAAAGGAGACUGUAUGGUCUGCUUCUCCGUCGUGCAGAUCCACAGGUUGAAGCGUAAAAUCCAGAUUUUGACCGGGAAGAACGUCGCAAUCGUAUAUGGCGCACUGCCCCCUGAGACUCGUGCACAACAAGCGAAACUGUUCAAUGACCCGGACAAUGAUUACGACUAUCUUGUGGCUAGCGAUGCUGUUGGAAUGGGGCUUAACCUGAGCAUCAAGCGCGUGAUUUUCCAUACCCUGUCCAAGAAGCAUCAGGGAGGUCGACGGCAACUGUUUAUCAACGAGAUCAAACAGAUCGCGGGCAGAGCUGGGCGAUAUCGCGCUGCUAACCAAGAUGUGAAAACUGGGACCCCCGAACCGGAGAGUAUCGCCUUGGAUGCCGAAAUUCCGAUCGAAGUAGAAGGCUCUGCCAAAAUCGAUGAUAUCGAUGCUUCGCCUGCAGCCGAUGAUGAACCAUUGGGCGAGACUACGGAUUCCAAUAGAGAAGAAAAGGUCGCGCCAAAGAAUUCGAAAACCAUCGGUUGGGUAACCACCCUCCUAGAAAAAGACCACCCCAUCCUCGUGGAGGCCAUGGAAGGCGAGGCCGAACCGAUCGAAACCGCCGGCCUCCAACCCCCUUCCUGGAUGCUCCACGACUUUGCCGGCUUCUUCGAACCGGGGACCCCGUUCAGCUACAUUUAUCGCAAGCUGGUCGAACACUCCCAACUCAGCUCCGUCUUCCACUUCUGCGACAUCGACGAGAAGCUCGCCAUCGCCGACGCCAUCGAAUCCGUCGACCUGACCUUCACCGACCGCACGGUCUUCAGCCUCGCGCCUGCCGGCCGCAGCCCGUUCCUCAUCAAGAUCAUCGUGGCGCUCGCGCGCUGCGUGUCGGAAGGACGCACGGUGACGAUCGCGGACAUGGAGGAGAUUCCGCUGGAGGCGCUGACGCCAGGCCCGGAGAACUCGGCGCUGGGUCUGAGCGCGCUGGAGGAUCUGCAUAAGGCGAUCGUGCUGUAUCUGUGGCUGAGUUAUCGAUUCAACGGGGUGUUCACGGCGCGGGCAAUGGCGGUGAAGGCGAAGGAGAUGACGCAGGAGCAGAUUGAGAAGUCGCUGGGGACAUUGGCGGCGAUGACGGGGCGGGAGCGGUGGGAGGAGAAGCAGAGGCAUUUGCAGGAGCUGGCUAAUGCUUUGCUGGAUCAGACGGCGAAGGAUGGGGUUUCGGACCCGAAGACUUCGAGAGAUGAGGAAGGUCAGCGUGAUGGGGCAGAUGGUGAACCGUUGGCUUAUAGGUCGUUUAAGUUCAACACGGAGCAAGAUAAACGUGUAGAAGAAAAGGAAAGGAAGAGCAUUGGUACUAGCACGUAGUGGAGGAAUUAUUGUACAUAUCCGUCGAAUCUCAGCCAUGAACACUUCUCACCAAGUAGUUCACGAACCACGAUUCAUCAUCCA
Molecule: messenger RNA, 2732 nt
Organism: Eremomyces bilateralis CBS 781.70
Lineage: Eukaryota; Fungi; Ascomycota; Dothideomycetes; Eremomycetales; Eremomycetaceae
Product: P-loop containing nucleoside triphosphate hydrolase protein
Exons: 3
Coding region: 120-2648 (842 amino acids)
Biological process (GO): RNA catabolic process; mitochondrial RNA 3'-end processing
Cellular component (GO): mitochondrial degradosome
Molecular function (GO): hydrolase activity, acting on acid anhydrides; ATP binding; RNA helicase activity
Source: RefSeq, a predicted model, not a curated record